CAGCAACCUCUUUGCCAACCAUGUCCAGAUCAUCUCAAUCCAUCAAGGCUAUUGUCAACUCCAUCCAAAAGUUCUACCCAACCAGACUUGCGGACAAAUCCUGGGAUAACACCGGUCUUCUCGUGGAAGGCUCAUCCCUUGAUGUGUCAGUCACUGAGGACAAAUCGGCCCAGUUGAACAUUUUGCUCACUAUCGACUUGACGCAGUCGGUUGCUGACGAGGGCGUGGCCCACAAUUCCUCGCUCAUCUUAGCGUAUCACCCCUUUAUCUUCCGUGGGUUAAAGUCCAUCACUACCAAAGAUCCACAGCAACGUUCCUUGCUCAAACUCAUCAGCAACGGCAUUAGUGUAUACUGUCCCCAUACGGCGAUUGAUGCUGCCAAGGGUGGUGUCAAUGACUUUUUGGCCGACGGUUUGGCAGCCCUCCAAAGCUUAAAGUCUCGUGAAGUCUGUGAUUCUGAUCCUAAGGACCACAACGAGGGUGAAGGCAUGGGGCGCUUGGUUGAAUUUAACGAACCAGUCGCUUUGACCGCGUUGGUAAAGCAGAUCAAAUCUCACUUACAGAUUGACCAUGUUCAAGUCGCUACUGCCGAUGAACACAAGAAAAUUAGCACCGUGGCUCUCUGCGCCGGGAGUGGUGGAUCGGUUUUCAAGGGCGUUGAUGCUGACUUGUACUAUACUGGCGAGUUAAGCCACCAUGAAGCGUUGUUCUUUAAGGAAAACGGCAAGACUGUGAUUUUGACCAACCACACUAACUGCGAGAGAGGCUACUUAACUGUUGUCAAGGAGAACUUGCAGAGAGACUUGUCAGAGCAAGGCUAUACCAAUGUUGAUAUCAAGAUCAGUGAAACUGACGUCGAUCCAUUAAAGACCUGGUAAGAUAUAGUGAAAUAUGGCAAUAUGAUCCGAAAAUAAAACGCUAAGCUAAAAUACGGCAAUAAAACUCGGAAGAUCUAGUAUGACUCAACAAUUGAUCGGAUGGGGCUUGUUGAAGGCCCGUUUUUUUUAGCUAAUGUCUAUAAUUAGAUACCAUUAUGAAAUAUCACCAUGC
Molecule: messenger RNA, 1050 nt
Organism: Babjeviella inositovora NRRL Y-12698
Lineage: Eukaryota; Fungi; Ascomycota; Pichiomycetes; Serinales
Gene: NIF3
Product: Nif3p
Exons: 1
Coding region: 21-878 (285 amino acids)
Cellular component (GO): mitochondrion; cytoplasm
Source: RefSeq, a predicted model, not a curated record